AUGUCAUCAACAGCUACGGUUGAAGUUCGUGCGACUUAUACCGGUCAAUGUUCUCUCCGUGAUCAUAUGCUUUUCAAUGAUGGCGACAAAAACGCAUCGACAUCAUGUCCUGUCUGGUCAUUUUAUAUUUAUCAUCCAUCCACACAAACACAUACACUAUUUGACCUUGGACUUAUGAAAGAACUUGAUGAAUAUCCACCGAAAUUGAAAGAAGAUUUUCCACUUAUAUUUAAACCAGAAAUAAAAGAAGAUGUUGGUGAUGUACUUCGACGACACGAUAUUUCACCAAAUCAAAUCAAAACAAUUAUCUUUUCACAUCCACAUUUCGAUCAUUGUGGAAAUCCAUCUUUACCGCACAAGCAUUCGCUCGUCCAGCCUAUCCGAUCAAUUCCGAAUCAUGUUUUCUUGAAUCAACAUUCCCGUCGGAUCGAACACGUGAAUUAA
Messenger RNA from Adineta ricciae, 444 nucleotides. The record is from the annotation of a GenBank genome assembly. Lineage: Eukaryota; Metazoa; Rotifera; Eurotatoria; Adinetida; Adinetidae.